AUGUCUCAUUUUAUUAAAAUCUAUCGAUCUUCAGCGAUCAUUUCCUAUCUAUCUAUCUAUCUAUCUAUCUAUCUAUCUAUCUAUCUAUCUAUCUAUCUUCGGAUGUCUCUUCAUAUCUUCCGAUGUCUAUAUCACUUCAUAUCACUUCAUAUCUAUCUAUCUUCAGAUUUUCUUCAUAUCUAUCUAUCUAUCUAUCUAUCUAUCUAUCUAUCUAUCUAUCUAUCGGAGUCUUUUAUGCAUCUGUCUAUUUAUCUAUAUCACCGUCUUUUAAUAACUCUAUAUAUCUACCUGUCUCUAUCGCAACCUAUCAAAUCUACAUAUCUAUCUAUCUAUAAAGCAAUCAAUUCAUAUCUAUCUAUCAAUCUAUCUAUCUAUCGCAGUAUAUUCAUAUCUCUUUAUCUAUCUAUAUCGCAGUCUCGUCGUAUCUAUCUGUACCUCUCUCUCUCUCGCUCUAUCUUUCUCAGCAUGCUCAUAUGUAUCCGUAUAUCUAUCUAUAGCAGUCUUUUCAUAUCUAUCUAUCUAUCUAUCUAUCUAUCUAUCUAUUUCACGCUCUUUAUGUCUACAUCUCUGCCAACGUAUCUAUCUAUCUCAGCCUCUUCAUAUCUAUAUAUCUAG
Messenger RNA from Acanthosepion pharaonis, 615 nucleotides. The record is from the annotation of a GenBank genome assembly. Lineage: Eukaryota; Metazoa; Mollusca; Cephalopoda; Sepiida; Sepiidae.